CCAGAAGCGGCUUUACCAAAUAGACAGACCCCUGCCAGCUAAACCAUUUGAGCUAGCUGCAUUUCCUAGCUAUCUACAAUUUAUUUAUUUAUUUUUUUCCUGGAGAAAUUCAGCUUCCGUCAUGUCUUCAAGGACUCUUCCACUGCUUUUUAUUAAUCUCGGCGGGGAAAUGCUGUACAUCCUAGAUCAACGUCUCCGAGCUCAGAACAUACCUGCUGACAAAGCUAAGAAAGUUUCCACAAUACCUGGCUGGAUAGAGGCGGACAGAAAGAGAGUUAUGAAUGAUAUCAUCACCACUAUGUUCAACAAAAAGUUCCUGGAAGAGCUUUUCAAGCCGCAGGAGCUUUAUUCCAAGAAGGCCCUGCGGACUGUAUUUGACAGGUUGGCCCACGCGUCCAUAAUGAGACUCAAUCAAGCUAGUAUGGAUAAACUCUAUGACUUGAUGACCAUGGCUUUCAAGUAUCAGGUGCUUCUCUGUCCACGACCUAAAGACCUCCUCCUUGUCUCCUUCAACCACAUGGAUGCAAUCAAAGACUUCGUGAAAGAUACUCCCAGCAUUCUCAGCCAGGUUGAUGAGACUUAUCGACAGCUUAUAGAGAUGUACACACCUUUGUCCAGUGGUGAAUUCCAGCUAAUUAGACAAACACUUCUAAUCUUCUUUCAAGACAUGCAUAUAAGGGUGUCUAUUUUCCUCAAGGACAAAGUGCAGAAUUCAAAUGGCCGCUUUGUACUUCCCACCAGUGGUCCUGUGCCCCAUGGCACACAAGUCCCUGGCUUGAUAAGGAUAUUUAGCUGUACAGGUGAGGAGAUCACUAGGCUGAAGUUCAAUAAUGGAGGGAACUACGCCGCUGCGCUCCGCGAAGGAUCCUAUGACAUUUUUGGAGAUAGAGUCACAAAAUUGGGCACAAACAUGUACAGCAUAAGCCGCCCAGUGGAAACUCACAUGUCUGGCACAUCUAAAAAUUCUGCUCAGCACACAAAGGUCAGUGCUGCACCAAACCCUCUGGCCAAAGAAGAACUGAACCUGCUGGCCAGGUUAAUGGGAGGGUUAGAAGUUCAGAAACCAGGAAACGCAGACACUGGCUUCCGAAUUAACCUCUUUGCCACUGAUGAAGAAGAAGAAGAGGCAUUAAUAUCAAGACCGGAUGAGCUUUCUUAUGGAGUCAUAAACAUCCAAGCAACCAAGGACCAGCAGGCCAAUGCAGAGUUGGCAAAGAUCAUGGGUGAGUUCACAGAGUCAGGAGAUCAGUCUCCCACUGCCUGCAGUAAAGGAGAUGACCUUCUGGCCAUGAUGGACGGUUUGUGACAUGGUCACAGCGACAGGAACACCCAGGAACUGGGAAUCAUGCGUCAUCAACAGUCUGCACCAGUAAAGACCAGUCUGCUUUUUAUACCUGCAAAUGUACUGCAGCAGCAUGACAUGCAGCCAGAAAACCUGCAUGCUGGAGCGCAUUUAAAAAGCAGAUGUGAGAAGGUGUUUUCUUUUAGUUGUCACAUGAUCAGCUGCAUUGAUUGAUUGAUUGAUUGCAUAUUUGCAUUUAAAAACACAGAAUGUGUGGUGAGGCAGGCUUUAAGCUGUAAUAGUAAACUCACAGGAGUUUCAGUUCAGCACGAUAUUCAGUUGGUUUAUAUUAGUUUAUUGACCGUGUGGUAAUAGCAAAGCAAGUGUUUAUGCAGUGCAAUAUAUUGCAGUUUUUAUUCUGUUGUAUAUAAUAGUCACAUUCAUUUAAUUAAAUUUAGUGUUAAGUCAUUACAAUGACCUAACAGUCGAUUUUCAGAUUGAGUCCACAAUUUUGUUAUUCUUUAUUUCUCAUUAUUCCCCUUUUGAAUUGUAUCUUAUCUUUACACCCCGCAGAGAAGAAGUUUGUGAACUUCUUAUUUUAUUCUAAUGAACAAGUGAUUAAGUGUUGGGAGAACUGGAGGAAACCCAAGUGCUCUUUUUCAUCGUGAUUUGAACACUUUAAAGUCUUUAUUUUGGUAACUGUACUGUUCUUCUUUAAAACAGUGUAAGACAUAUUCCACUAUCCUGUGAUGUUUAUGUGUGUUAAUGUGAACUAUCGAAAUGUGCUUAUUCAUGAGAACAUUGUUAUAGUAUACCUUAUUGCAAUAUAACUUUGUAAUAUGUAAAUAUGUUUAUUGCAUAUACUUUAUUUUCUGUGUAGGGGAGUCCAUAUUGCUGCAGUUGUUGAAUGUGCAGUGUAGUAUUUUUAA
This is a messenger RNA of Archocentrus centrarchus (flier cichlid), 2211 nucleotides long. It is a transcript of the gene oscp1b, whose product is annotated as organic solute carrier partner 1b. Gene Ontology annotation, biological process: transport. Lineage: Eukaryota; Metazoa; Chordata; Actinopteri; Cichliformes; Cichlidae. The record is from RefSeq and is a predicted model, not a curated record. The transcript is spliced from 11 exons. The coding region runs from base 122 to 1306 and encodes 394 amino acids. Gene Ontology annotation, cellular component: plasma membrane; cytoplasm.